GACAACACGUCUGCCUGAGCUUCCCACGUCUGCCUGGUUGAGUCGCACGACAUGAGCAGAAUUUCGGCACAAGCACAAGGUGCGUUCGACGCCACGCCUUUUGGACCAUGGCAAGCCCGUGUUUCGCGUAUGGAGCUGGAACUCCAGGAACAAUCAUUCCGUUGCCAAAAGCUCCUACACAAAAGGCUGAGUUGCACACGGCUGACCGAGUCAACACUUCCACUGCUGCAGCUGUCACAUCUGUGACUCUCCUUGCACUUCGUAGUCGUAAACAUGCGAGAAGAGCCUCACGGACUUCAAAGACCUCUCUUCAGGUGGUGGGCCCGGCGGUGGCAGCUGCCGCCGCAGCAGCCAAAGUGGCAGCUGCAGGGAAGCUAGCAGCGGCAGGGGCAGCCGGCGCAAGUGUGGCUGCCGGCAUUCGAACCUUGAACAAGGAAAGACCUGAGCAGCACAAGAGUGGCCGGCGCCCGAAGAUGGUAGUUCUGGGGACCGGCUGGGGCUCGGUCACGUUUCUUCAAGGCUUGUCUGAUGAUAUUGCGAAAUACUACGACAUCACAGUAGUGUCACCUCGCAACUUCUUUUUGUACACACCCCUGCUGCCAGCAAGUACGAUGGGAUCAAUUGAAGAAAGGUCGAUUGUCACGCCCAUUCGGCGCGUGCUCAAAGACAAGGCUGACUUUUUAGAAGCCAAAUGCGAAGAGAUUGAUGUGAGGAACAAGAAGUUAAAGUGUACCCGUGCGGGGACACCUGACAAUUCAGCGGAUAUCGACUACGAACACUUCCCACAGGAAGAAGUGGAGGGGAAGAUCACCUUUGACGUUGAUUAUGAUGUGCUGAUCUACGGCAUUGGUGCCCAGACCAAUGAUUUCAACACUCCAGGAGUCCAAGAGCAUGCUUUCUUUUUCAAGGAACUCACGGAUGCUCGGAAGGUGCGGGACAAAGUCACCGACCUUUUUGAGAGGGCUUCUUUACCAAAUGCAACCGAAAAGCAGAAGAAGAGGUGGCUGAGCUUCGUGGUGGUGGGCGGUGGACCCACAGGUGUGGAGGUUGCCGCAGACAUGGCCGAUUUCCUCGCAGGGGAUGCCACUGAUUUGUACCCGAAGCUCAUGGAGUACGUCAAUGUGAAGCUUGUCAACACAGGUGACUAUUUGUUGUCCACCUAUGACCGUGGAAUCUCCGAGAAGUGUGUCGAGGUCUUCGAAGAGAAAGGCGUGGAGGUCUUGGCUGGCUACCGGGUCACAGAGAUUACCAAGAAGGAGAUUAAGAUGAGGCAAAAGUCAGGAGAAGAAAUGGCUUUGCCAUAUGGAUGCGUGGUUUGGGCAGCUGGCAUCAAGCAGAAUGAGCUAACAAUGGACCUCAAGAAGUCCUUGCUGGACUUGAAUGAGGGCGUGUCGGAAGGCAAUACGGCCAUUUUGAAGACCCCCGCCAACGGUAUCAUCACGGACGACUGGCUGCAGGUCCGAGGCAGCGGCGGAUCCAUAUACGCCUUGGGAGAUGCAGCGAGUGUGAGGCACGAGCGAACCUCACCCUACUCAGAGCAGCUCUUCACAGCAGCAGACCUGGACAACUCCGGAGAUCUCACCUUGACCGAGUUGAGGGAUCUCUUUCAGGGGGCAUCGGACGAAUUCCCCCAGCUGGAGGAAUAUGCGCAGUACCUUUCAGCCGUGGUUGACGAGGAGUCCAACCCGAGGAUAAAUGCUAUCGCGAAGGUAUUUGGCGAAGCUCUCGAACGUGAGAGACAGGCCUGGAAGAAGGCCAAGGCAUUAGUGUCUCAAAGGGCAUCGGAUCGAACCAGAAGAAAAGGCGUGGAGAAUGUGGAGAAGGAUUUUGCUGAGGCAGACCAAAAUGCCAACAGGCUGUUCGACCUCGAGGAGUUCAAAGGCCUUCUGGAGCGGAUUGAUGCAAACCUCCAACCUUUCCCUCCCACCGCACAAGUUGCAGCACAGCAAGGCAAGUACCUCAGCUCCCUCUUCAACCAAGCCAUUCUGGAUGGAGACAUCGACAGCUUCACUGAAGUGGCCACGGCCAGUGGACCCUUCACAUACUUCCACAAGGGGUCCUUGGCCUACCUGGGAGGCGGUUCCGCGGCCUUCGACCUGCCGGUCAUCGGCCCGAUCACCGGCCCAGCGGCUGGGGUGGCAUGGAAGCUCUACGAGACAUCGGCUCAGCUCAGCUGGAAGAACCGUGCCUUGGUAGGCUUGGAUUGGCUCCGUGGAGAGGUCUUUGGCAGGGACACCUCACGCAUUGCUUGAGGCAUGCUGCCUUCUGCCUCGCAGAUUCCUGGGAUCUACCAGGUGGUUUCGCCAUGUUUCGCCCCAUCAAGCAGGUGCUGGAUACGGUGCCGGCUUCUAAGCAUUUGAGCCACAUUGCAUAUUUGUAAUGAUUGUUUAAAGAAAUAAAACACCCUGAGCCAACCAGCCGAGAGAAGCUGCGUGAAGAUG
Messenger RNA from Durusdinium trenchii, 2441 nucleotides. The record is from the annotation of a GenBank genome assembly. NCBI's taxonomy places the organism in Eukaryota, Dinophyceae, Suessiales, Symbiodiniaceae.